CUAGUUAUGGAACUUGAGCCUAUAAGAUAGUCUGUUUAGCUAGAGUUGCAAUUCACAAAUCUUCAGCUCUCUUUCCUCUUCUUGCAGUAGAUAUUCAAUAUGGCUUUGGCUUCUUCUUUUGUUUGCUGUCUUCUAUCUCUUCUUCUGAUUUUAGUUCAGGCAAAGGGGAGAAAUGAUUCAGUUUGUCCAAAGUCCUUUUCAUGUGGAAAUCUUACUGACCUGAGCUUUCCUUUCACUCUUCUAACACAACCUGACUGUGGAAUAAUGUCCAUUUCUGGUUGUAAUGUUAAACAAUAUCCAAGAAUCCAAUUGCUUCCUGGAGGAGAUUGGUAUGAUGCUAUGGACGAGCCGUUUAAUUAUACAGUUUGGCUCGUGGACCCGAAGCUUCAAACUAUAUUGAGGAAAAACAAGUGCCAGGCUUUUAACAAAAAUAUCUCCCUUCCAGAUUCUCCUUCUAUUUAUUUCAAAAUUCUCCAAAUAUAUACGAGGGAUUUUUACAGAUGCAACAGCACUAGUAGUACCCCGAAGAACAAGCAUUUUUCUGGUUAUAAAAUGUACAAUGGUUGUAAAGGCUUUAACAUAUACUACAAGCUUCCCGGAGAUGAUGAUGAAGUCCUUCCAGCAGGCAAUCUUACUACAAACUGUUCACUUCUCCAAUUGCCAAUUCGCCCAACAUUAGAUGGAAACUUUUAUACUCCCGGAUUUCUAGUAGAAUGGAAACUCUCUGAGGACUGUAACCAAUGUCUCUAUGGCGGAGGUCAAUGCCAGACGGAUAAAACCAACAAAUUUCAUUGUACAUAUCCAAAUAAUCCACAUGAACAAGAUGCAAAAAUGACUAGAAGCAAGUGGGGACUGACUCUGGGAGCAGGUGCAGUUUUGUUUACAGUUGGACUGUUGGUUUUACUCUUCUGCUUCAGAGAGAAGAUUUUGUGGUACAAAUACAUCAGGUUUUGGGAAUCUAAUGCUGAGGAUCACCAAAAUAUUGAAGCAUUUUUAAAGAACUAUGGAUCGUGUUCUCCAAAGAGAUACAACUAUUUAGAAGUCAAAAGAAUCACUAGUAGCUUCAAAAAUAAACUUGGUCAAGGAGGAUAUGGUUCUGUAUACAAAGGAUGUCUGCAUAAUGGAAGUCAUGUGGCUGUGAAGGUCCUGAAGAAACUAAAAGGCAGUGGUGAAGAAUUCAUUAACGAGGUAGCAAGUAUAAGCAAGACCUCACAUGUUAACGUCGUGAGCCUUGUGGGAUUUUGUUUUGAGGGAUGUAAAAGGGCUCUCGUAUAUGAAUUUAUGCCAAAUGGAUCUCUUGAAAAAUUUAUAUACGAGGAAACAUCCGACAGUGUUCGCCAAUUGGGUUGGCAAAUACUGUACAAAAUAGCACUAGGCAUUGCUCGAGGAUUGGAGUACUUGCAUCGUGGUUGUACCACUCGGAUUUUGCAUUUUGAUAUAAAGCCUCACAAUAUCCUGCUUGAUGACAAUUUUUGUCCUAAGAUCUCUGAUUUUGGUCUUGCCAAACUGUGCAUGAAACAGGAGAGUAUCGUGUCGAUGUUAGGUCCACGAGGGACUAUAGGCUAUAUUGCUCCAGAAAUUGUUUGCAGAAAUUUGGGAGGUGUGUCGCACAAGUCUGGUGUCUAUAGCUAUGGAAUGAUGGUCCUAGAGAUGGUUGGAGGAAGAAAAAAUGUUGAUGUUGGAGUUGAUCGCACUAGUGAAAUCUACUUUCCACAUUGGCUCUAUCAGCGAAUUGAACUAGACGAAGAGCUUCAACUAAUUGGAAUAAUGAAUGAAGAGGAUAAUGAAUGUGCGAGAAAGAUGGUGAUAGCAAGUUUAUGGUGCAUACAGACUGAUCCCUCAAAUCGACCAUCGAUGAGCAAAGUUGUGGAAAUGUUAGAAGGGAAACUAGACUCUUUGCAAAUGCCUCCCAAGCCUUACCUAUAUUCUCCCACAAGAACUGAGGUAGAUUUAUCAGUACUAGAGCUGGCCCAGUCUUAAUUGUUCAUAUCAGUGUAGUAGAUCAAACAUUAAGUCGAUUACCAGGAGAAGUUUCGUUCAAUCAAUGUAGUUGUAAUAAUCUGUCUAGAUCUUCAAAGAAACAGUUAUAUUUAACGAAGAUUUAGAUUUGUGUUGCAAUUAUCUUUAUUCAUCAGGGAUGUAAAAUUGUUACAUGUUAUAUUGAAAGGAUCUAAUGACUUUACAUAGUCAAAAUUCAAAGUUUCCCAGA
Solanum tuberosum (potato) is the source of this 2209-nucleotide messenger RNA. Its product is annotated as probable receptor-like protein kinase At5g39020. Gene Ontology annotation, biological process: protein phosphorylation. Gene Ontology annotation, molecular function: protein kinase activity; ATP binding. The record is from RefSeq and is a predicted model, not a curated record. The coding region runs from base 100 to 1980 and encodes 626 amino acids. The transcript has 4 exons. Lineage: Eukaryota; Viridiplantae; Streptophyta; Magnoliopsida; Solanales; Solanaceae.